Molecule: messenger RNA, 1308 nt
Organism: Eublepharis macularius
Lineage: Eukaryota; Metazoa; Chordata; Lepidosauria; Squamata; Eublepharidae
Product: glycine receptor subunit alpha-4
Exons: 8
Coding region: 55-1308 (417 amino acids)
Biological process (GO): regulation of membrane potential; signal transduction; nervous system process
Cellular component (GO): neuron projection; plasma membrane; synapse
Molecular function (GO): glycine binding; transmitter-gated monoatomic ion channel activity; chloride channel activity
Source: RefSeq, a predicted model, not a curated record
CUGGGAUCAGGAAAAGGAGAAAUCAAGUCUGCCCCACGGAGCAUCCCCCAACCAAUGUCUCCCUCUGAUUUCCUGGACAAACUUAUGGGCCGAACGUCAGGGUAUGAUGCUCGCAUCAGACCUAAUUUCAAAGGCCCGCCCGUCAACGUGACAUGCAACAUCUUCAUCAACAGUUUUGGUUCGGUCACAGAAACCACUAUGGACUACCGUGUCAACGUCUUCUUACGACAGCAGUGGAAUGACCCUCGCCUGACAUACCAUGAGUACCCUGAUGAUUCAUUGGACCUCGACCCCUCUAUGCUCGACUCCAUCUGGAAGCCAGAUUUGUUCUUUGCCAAUGAGAAGGGAGCCAACUUCCAUGAGGUCACUACAGACAACAAACUUCUGCGCAUCUUCAAGAACGGGAAUGUGCUCUACAGCAUCAGGUUGACAUUAAUCCUCUCCUGUCCCAUGGAUCUCAAGAACUUCCCCAUGGACAUCCAGACAUGUACAAUGCAACUGGAGAGCUUUGGCUACACAAUGAAUGACUUGAUCUUUGAGUGGGUGAAGGAGCAAGAAGCUGUCCAGGUGGCCGAGGGCUUGACGCUCCCUCAGUUUAUUCUACGGGAGGAGAAAGACCUGGGCUACUGCACAAAAUCUUACAAUACAGGGAAGUUCACCUGCAUUGAGGUAAAGUUCCAUCUGGAAAGACAGAUGGGAUACUACCUGAUCCAGAUGUACAUUCCCAGCCUGCUGAUUGUCAUUCUCUCCUGGGUCUCCUUUUGGAUUAACAUGGAUGCUGCUCCAGCCCGCGUGGGGCUCGGCAUUACCACAGUGCUCACCAUGACUACCCAGAGUGCAGGUUCUCGGGCAUCUCUGCCAAAGGUCUCCUACGUCAAGGCAAUUGACAUCUGGAUGGCUGUCUGCCUGCUCUUUGUCUUUGCUGCCUUGCUAGAGUAUGCAGCAGUCAACUUUGUCUCACGCCAACACAAGGAGUUCAUGCGCCUGCGCAGAAGGCAGCGGCGGCAGCGAAUGGAGGAAGAGAUUGUCCGUGAAAGCCGGUUCUACUUCCGGGGAUACGGCUUGGGCCAUUGCUUGCACAUGAAGGAUGGAGGAGCCAUGGAGAGUCCCAAGAUCUACAGCCCUCCACCUCCGACCUCACUCCUGAAAGAUGGAGAGAUGAUCCGGAGGCGCUACUUGGACAGGGCCAAGCGGAUUGAUACCAUCUCCCGGGCCGUCUUCCCUUUCACCUUCUUGGUAUUCAACAUUUUCUACUGGGUGGUCUACAAAGUGAUGCGCUCGGAGGAUAUCCACCAAGCCAUGCCCUGA